UAUUCUGGUUCCCGUCGUACUAAUACUUAAGUGUCAGGGGCAGGUAAUCCAUAAUAGCUUGGAUUUAGACAACACCGGAAGUCGUACUGUUUGUGUUAAAACUUUAUUACAAAAAGGUUAAAAUAGUAAUAAAAUCAAGGAUUGUUGAACUUCAGAGAGUGACAACACAAGCAGAAGCAGGCGUCGAAAGGCAAUGUGAAUAUGUGUGACUACAACCACAUGAGGUCCUCAGGGGCCCCAAGUGGCUCCAUUGACCAUGUCACGUCCCUGUCAAGUAACCUUGGUGACCUGAUUGACAACUCAGAGUACAGCGACAUCACCCUGAUUGUAGAGGAUAGACGGUUUCCAGCUCACAGAGUGAUCCUUGCUGCCCGCUCUGAGUACUUCAGAGCAAUGCUGUACGGUGGACUGCUUGAGUCUCAGCCAGGAACCAGCGAGAUCCCCCUGCAGGACACGUCGGCCAAGGCUUUCGAGGCUCUCCUCAAAUACAUGUACACUGGCAAGAUGAACCUCACUGAAGUCAAGGAAGAGCACCUACUGGACAUCCUGGGUAUGGCACACCGGUAUGGGUUCACGGACCUCGAGGCCGCUAUCUCUGACUACCUGAAGGCUAUCCUGAACAUCCGCAAUGUGUGCCUCAUCUACGACCUUGCCAACAUCUACAGCCUUCAGAGCCUCUGUGAGGUCUGCAAGGACUUCAUGGACCGCAACGCGACCCAGAUACUGCAUAGCGAAUCUUUUCUGCAGCUCUCUGCGCAUUCAGUGAAGGAGCUUAUCUCCAGGGAUUCUUUCUGUGCUCCGGAGAUCGAUAUAUUCUCGUCAAUCCAGCGGUGGGCAGACGAAAACCAUGGCGAAGACCCAACCCCGAUCCUGGACUCUAUAAGACUCUCCCUAAUGUCAAUGCAUGAACUGCUGAACUGUGUCCGUGAAACAUCUCUUGUAUCUGCUGAUUCCAUACUCGAUGCCAUUAAAAUGCAGACAGAAUGUCGGAACAUGGCCUUGAAAUUCAGAGGGUUUAAAUUGCCGGAGGAAAAUGUGGCUACCACUCGACAUGGUGCUCAGGUUAUUAGGGGGGAAAUGAAAGCAGCAUUGUUGGAUGGAGACACAAUAAACUAUGACCUUGACCGAGGCUUCACUAGACACCUCAUAGAUGACAACAACGGCCAAGGCAUCGUUAUCAAGCUUUCUCAGCCUUACAUUGUCAACACAUUCAAACUGCUUUUAUGGGACAGGGAUCAGAGGUCCUACUCUUUCUACAUCGAGGUGUCAAUGGAUGACAAGGAUUAUGAGCGUGUCAUAGACCACACCCAGUACUGGUGCCGAUCAGAGCAAAUCCUGCACUUCCAGCCAAAAGUGGUCAGGUAUGUUCGAGUGGUGGGCACCCACAACACACAGAAUAGAGUAUUCCAUCUAGUCUCCUUUGAGUGUUUGUACACCAUGAAAACAUUCAACCUUCAUGAUGGUCUCAUUGUUCCUAGCGAGAAUGUUGCAACUAUAGCCAAGAAGGCCUGUGUUAUAGAAGGUGUAAGCAGAAGUCGUAAUGCUCUGAUUAAUGGUGACACUCGUCAGUAUGAUUGGGACUCUGGUUACACCUGCCAUCAGCUCGGCAGUGGGUCCAUAGUGGUACAGCUACCGCAGCCGUAUGUGCUGGACUCAAUGAGACUGCUGCUGUGGGACUGUGAUGACAGGAGCUACGGCUACUACAUCGAGACCUCUGUGGACAACAGCAACUGGGAGCUGGUAAUUGACAAGAGGAACGAGUCCUGCAAGUCCUGGCAAAAUGUAACCUUCCCUAUGAGAGCUGUGGUGUUUGUCAAGAUUGUAGGUACACAUAACACGGCAAAUGAGGUUUUCCAUUGUGUCCAUUUUGAGACCCCUUCACAGGCUGCCAAGCUGGCACUCACCUCCCCAAGCCCCAAAAACCCUGGUCAAGCCUCUGACAACCAAAGGUCACAGGGUCAAGGUCACAGCUCAGGUCAAGGUCAACCCCCGACCUUGACCCUCAGAUUGCCGGGGAGCCCACGAGGGGCAGUUCAAGGUCUUGGAGCUGGUGCCUUUGCUGAACCGAUGGAAGGGGACGCAGUGGCAGGCAUAAGCCUGUCUCGAAACCUCACGGCAGCCUCGAUGGAUGUGAAUCUUAGUGUGGACGGUGGCAGGAACAUGUUUGAUACACCAGAGUCUGAGCAACAGGAAGUGCAGAGAGAGGAGGUGGAGGAGGAGCAGGAGGCCAAUAAUUCAGACUUUGAAGGGAGAUAAAUCUUGGUAGUGGUAGAUCAUCUGAAUGUAUCUGACUGUGUUAUCUGACUGUGUUAUCUGACUGUGUUACACAUGGGUCUCACUCUGAGAAUAUGGCGCUAAAUACAUGUGCAUAAAGUGUUUUCCAGAUUAGACUGUGCUGUCUACACAGGCUAAUCUGGGACAACACUCUGCCUGAACUGAAUAUUCUCGCUAAGAGAGCCAUUCUUUAAACAAAAAUUACCCUUAACGCUGAGCAAUGUCGUCCCAGAUCAGCCUGUGCGGACUGCAAAUUCUUAUCUGUGAUGACACUGUAUGCACAUGCAGUAAACAAAGUUUUCUCAGGGCAAGGGCUCAUAUUUAUUAUGCUGGAUUAAUGUUUAAUAGCAGUACUGCUUUAUGAUUCAGUUUAAUAGCAGUACUGCUUUAUGAUUCAGUUUAAUAGCAGUACUGCUUUAUGAUUCAGUUUAAUAGCAGUACUGCUUUAUGAUUCAGUUUAAUAGCAGUACUGCUUUAUGAUUCAUCUUAUAGCUUUGUUUUAGGAACUAAUAGUAUUUAUGACAUUCAGCAUUGCAUCAGAAUUGUAUUCAUACCUGCAUGAAACCCAUUUUCAAAUUUGAAAAUGGUUAAAGGAUACAAUAGUGUAACUAUAUGUGUCGUGUUCUGAGACUUCUGGUACUUAUUCGGCAAGCGUCAUUAUGAGGAAAACUCAUUCGAAAUGAAGUCGCUGAACUUGCUCUUAAUUUUGUCGGAGUUUUUUUGUGUGAUUUUACCAUUUAUCUUAUUUAAGUAAUAUAAAUAUUGGCAUAGACUAGUACUUACUCGAAUGUUUUAGCAAACAAAUAGUUUAUUUUGACCUUUUAAUGUCAAUGAGCUGAGUUUUUACUCCCCUUUUGCCAAAGUUGGCCAUCAAAAUUUUAUAGCCACACACAAUUUUUCAACAUAUUUUGAUACUGAUUUCAAUUUGAUGCGAAUAAUAAUUAGCAUUUAUAAUAGCAUUAAUUAAUAUGUACCAAUGAUCUCUUAGAUUAGUUUGAAAAUGGUGUAAAAACAUGGCUGUCAAGGGGGCGUGGCAUUUUUUCUUAUAUAGCUAUAGUAAAACCUUGUUAACACUCUAUAAGCCAUAUGUAUUGUCCGAUCAUCAUGAAACUUAGUCAGAAGAUUUGUCCAAAUGAUAUUUUGGACAAGUUCAAAAAUGGUUCCAGUUGCUUGAAAAACAUGGCUACGGGGGGCAGGGCAUUUUUUCUUAUAUGGCUUCAUAAAUCUUCAUAAAACUUUGUCAGAAUAUUUGUAUUAAUUAUAUCUUGGAUGUGUAUGAAAAUGGUUCUGGUCUGCCAGGUGGUUCACUAUUAAUGAAACUUGGUAAGAACAUUUUGUUCUAAUGACAUCUUGGGUUGCACAGAACAGGUCAGUUCCUUUCCUCUCAGGUGAGCGACUUUGGGCUUUCAGGCCCUCUUGUUUAAACAUCAUCUACUAAAUUACCCCACCCCACAUUAUACCCCCCUCUCACCCCCCCCAACCCCCCUAGUAGUCGAGCGCCCUGUCCUCUGACAGCUAUUGUUGUAAGCAAAGUUUGAUGUUUGGUAAGGGGGGUCAACUCAAAAUAUAGGCCACCAGGUCAAAUCUUACCAAAAAAAAAUCACUCCAUAUGCCAGAGUUUUGGUUCAAUAAUGAUGAAACUUGACCAGGAUGUUUGUCUGGACAAUAUCUAGGUCAAGUUUAACGUUUGGUAAAGAUUGAAUGAACUGACUCCUCUCAGGUGAGUGAACUAGGGCCAUCUUGGCCCUCUUGUUCUACAUAUAUUAUUAAACUUAGGUAAGCCAGGCAUGUUUGUGAUACGAAAAUGUCAGUUUACUUUUGUCUCCGUAUUUUGAACAUACGCCAUGAUGUCAGUUAUAUUUUUGCCCCCCUUCGAAAAGAGGGGGUAUAUUGUUUUGCUCAUGUCAGUCCGUCCGUAUGUCCGUCCACCAGAUGGUUUGCGGAUGAUAACUCAAGAACGCUUUGGCCUAGGAUCAUGAAACUUCAUGGGUACAUUGAUCAUGACUCGCAGAUGACCCUUGUUGAUUUUGAGGUCACUAGGUCAAAGGUCAAGGUCACGUUGACCCAAAAUAGUAAAAUGGUUUAUAGAUGAUAACUCAAGAACACUUAUGCCUAGGAUCAUGAAACUUCAUACUAGGUACAUUGAUCAUGACUCACAGAUGACCUCUAUUGAUUUUCAGGUCACUAGGUCAAAGGUCAAGGUCAUGGUGACCCGAAAAAGUAAAAUGGUUUCCAGAUGAUAACUCAAGAAAGCUUUUGCCUUGGAUCAUGAAACUUCAUAGAUAUAUUGAUUAUGACUCGCAGAUGACCCCUAUUGAUUUUCAGGUCACUAGGUCAAAGGUCAAGGUCACGGUGACCCAAAAUAGUAAAAUGGUUUCCGGAUUAUAACUCAAGAACGCUUAUGCCUAGAAUCAUGAAACUUCAUAGGUACAUUGAUCAUGACUCGCAGAUGACCCCUAUUGAUUUUCAGGUCACUAGGUCAAAGGUCAAGACGACCUGAAAUAGUAAAAUGGUUUCCAGAUGGUAACUCAAGAACGCUUAGGCCUAGGAUCAUGAAAAUUCAUAGGCACAUUGAUCAUGACUCGCAGAUGACCCCUAAUGAUUUUCAGGUCACUAGGUCAAAGGUCAAGGUCAUGGUGAUUCAACUUAGAAAAAUGGUUUCCGGAUGAUAACUCAAGAACACUUACGCCUAGGAUCAUGAAACUUCAUAGGUACAUUGAUCCUGACUCGCAGAUGACCCCUAUUGACUUUCAGGUCACUAGGUCAAAGGUCAAGGUGACAUGACACAGUAAAAUGGUUUCCGGAUGAUAACACAAGAAAGCUAACGCCUAGGAUCAUGAAACUUCAUAGGUACAUUGAUCAUGACUCGCAGAUGACCCCUAUUGAUUUUCAGGUCACUAGGUCAAAGGUCAAGGUCACAGUGCCAAAAAACGUAUUCACACAAUGGCUGCCACUACAACUAACAGCCCAUAUGGGGGGCAUGCAUGUUUUACAAACAGCCCUUGUUUUAAGUAAAAUACAUUGUUUUUGUAAGAUUGUGUUCAUGAUAAGUUUUGUUAUCACAAUCACAUUUAAUUGUUUAUGCAAAAUAAACCGUUUGACCAUACAA
Messenger RNA from Dreissena polymorpha, 5383 nucleotides. RefSeq names its product BTB/POZ domain-containing protein 9-like. Gene Ontology annotation, biological process: modulation of chemical synaptic transmission; adult locomotory behavior; circadian behavior. Lineage: Eukaryota; Metazoa; Mollusca; Bivalvia; Myida; Dreissenidae. The record is from RefSeq and is a predicted model, not a curated record. The transcript is spliced from 12 exons. The coding region runs from base 202 to 2256 and encodes 684 amino acids. Gene Ontology annotation, molecular function: protein binding.